AUGAGGUUCAAUCUCGACGAGGCAUUGGAUGCUACCACGGACGAAGAGGUACCCACCAAUUUGGAAUCACUUCCCAGCGACGAUGACGAUGAAGAAUUGAAACUGGAUGAUGAUUUCCUGACGAUGUUGAGCAAUUUGAAUUUGAAAACAAGGUUGCCACAAUGGGAUAUGCAUCAUCGUGGUCAUUAUUAUCGUCGUCCUUUAUCCUCAGCAUCUUCUACAAGAGCUACUGGAAAGAUCGACACUGAGGAACAAAGAGAUGCUUUCGAUGUCAAGAGUCUGGGCGUUGCCUUACAGGAUUCCAUUAAUGAUAAGUUGGAAAAGCAAUUGCUAAUUAACAUGGAACAGAUUAACAAUAUUAAAGAGAAAAAACGACGAAUCCUAGAGGAACAAAAGAGACGAGAAGCUGAAGAGGCUAAGAAAAGAGAACAGGAACAAGAAAGAAUAAGGUUACAAAAGAUAAAGGAGGAACAGUUAGCCAAGGAAAAACUGGCUCAAGAGAAGCAAAAGGCUCUGGAGUUGGCUGCCCAACAAAAGGCUAAAGAGGAACAAGAAUUAAAAGCAAAGAAGGCUGCUGAAGAACAAGAACGUCAAGCGAGGGAAACGGCCGCCAAACAAAAUCAAUCAAUGACUGAUUUUGCUGCCAUUGACAAAUUAUUCUGGUCAUAUAAAGAGAAAAUUGCAUCAAUCAAGAAAGACAUAGUACAACCUGUUAAGGACUCAGAUAAAGAUUUAAGAAAUACAAUAUCGCGUCACAAGAGGAAAAUUAACCCAAAGUUUGGUCAAUUAACAAACAGUAACCAACAAUUAAUGAACAUUAAAGCUGAUUUAAUACAACUUAUUGAUCAAACCAAGGCAAACUCAUUAGCUUAUCAAUGGAUAUUAAAUUUUAUAGCCAAAGCUGCUGUGCACCAGGCAGAAACAGAAGUUAGAGUGAAACCUGAAUCUGCAUUACCUCUAGGUAAAUUAAUCCUUUCAUUACUUAUAACUUAUCCCGAAUUGAAGGAUUUACUCAUGGCUAGAUUUGUGAAGAAAUGCCCCUAUGUAAUCGGUUUCACUUGCAAGAUUGACACAGAAAAGGGAAGAAUCAAUAUGGGGUGGAAAAGAAAUUCUGAAGAUAAAUGGGAGGAUGAAUCUUCAUACAGUGAAAGAAUGGGUGGGAUGAUGACUUUAUUUUCUGUGCUAACAAGAUUACCGUUGCCACAAGAAUUUAUUACUUCUCACUCCCACCCACUACCGAUAACAAAAUCAUGGCAAAUGUUAGCCAGAAUAUGUAAUACUUCCUUGGAUCUUCUCACGAAUACACAUUUUAUAGUCAUUGGGAACUGGUGGGAUGCGUCAGCAGCAGAGUUCUUACAAGCAUAUGCGAACCAGGGUGCCAAACUGUUGCAAUUGUUAGGUGAUGACUUAACAAAUGUUGUGGCAGAACAUAAAUACUCUGGGGCUGCCAGAUUAAGAAUCCUAAUGGAGGAAUGGCAAAUGGGCCAGCUGAAAUCAUUCCCAGAAAUGGAAGCCUGA
Molecule: messenger RNA, 1518 nt
Organism: Naumovozyma castellii
Lineage: Eukaryota; Fungi; Ascomycota; Saccharomycetes; Saccharomycetales; Saccharomycetaceae
Gene: GLE1
Product: nucleoporin GLE1
Exons: 1
Coding region: 1-1518 (505 amino acids)
Source: RefSeq, a predicted model, not a curated record